Molecule: messenger RNA, 804 nt
Organism: Durusdinium trenchii
Lineage: Eukaryota; Dinophyceae; Suessiales; Symbiodiniaceae
Source: the annotation of a GenBank genome assembly
CAGCCGAGCAACCCCUCUUGGAGGCGGGGUUGGUACGGUGGGAAGCCCAUGAAAUUGUGCUGUGUUGGAUACCAUUGUCAACCAAGGUUUCCUUUCAUUGUCUUUUGCGUUGUAGUUAGUUGCUUCUUUGAGGUUUUCGGAGAGGGGUUGUUCGGUUGGCUGGGGGGAUCCUUUGAAGUGAUGCACCAUGGAAAACUCCCCUUUUCGAGCCAUUACUAGCAGCUACUUGCUCCCAGUAGUAUGGCCAGGAGCCCCUAGUAGCGUCCUCGCUCCUAGUAGCGAUGCCAGGAGCCCCGUUCAUAGCUUCUUGUGGAUUCGUUUCUCAAAAGAAAUCAGGCACCUCAAGAGUCUCCGAUCGAAAGGAUGCAACCGGCGCGUUUCGGCGGUCCAACGCCUCGACGGACGAGUCGCCAGGAACAAGUGAACCAAUUGGCCAGCGUGGCCGAGGAGCUCACGGACGCCUUGGAGGAUGCCAAGAGCAUCGAGGCACAGCUCAGUAGCGACUUGGCGCUGACGCAGCAGCAGCUGGCCGAGGCCGUGGCACGAGUCUCGCAGCUCGAGGACAAUGGCGGCUCUGCUCUACAAGAGACGGUCGCCCAGCAAGCCGCGGAGCUGGAAGCUGAGCGGGCACACGUCCGAGAGCUGCAGCUUCGUGUGGCUAGAGUUGAAGUUGAGUGGAAUUUGGAGCAAGCUUUGAAGAAGAAAGGCCGAUCCUACAACUUUCGGCACUUCGACAUCUGAGCUGUACAUUAGACCACUGGGCGUCGCACCCCUCCGACCGAGUGGUCCGACACAGUGUGUGAG